Molecule: messenger RNA, 443 nt
Organism: Paramuricea clavata
Lineage: Eukaryota; Metazoa; Cnidaria; Anthozoa; Malacalcyonacea; Plexauridae
Source: the annotation of a GenBank genome assembly
AUGGCAAUUAAUGCUAAAAAAACUAAGGACAUGUGGAUCUCUUUCACGGACGCUAUACCUGAACCACCACGUCUUCGUAUUGGAAAUGAUUUAAUAGAAAGGGUCAACGCUUUUAAAUUACUUGGCGUGUCGUUCCAAAAUAAUCUAAAAUGGAACGCACAUGUUGAAGAGAUUACACGUAAAGCAAAUAAACGCCUUUACCAUCUUAGAGAAUGCAGGAAAUCACAGUUACCAGCUGAAGUCGGUAUUAUUACCUAUCAAUCCAAAAUAAGACCAAUUCUCGAGUAUGCAUCACCUGUAUUUUGGGCGGGACUGCCUAAUUACCUGCGAGAUGAAAUAGAGCGGGUUCAAUCCAGGAGCUUAAGAAUCCUUGGCCUGGAAAAAGAUUACCUACCACCGCUGAACGAAAGAAGGGAAGAGGCAACUAGUCGAGAAGUUGAUAG